This is a messenger RNA of Pelobates fuscus (common spadefoot toad), 4949 nucleotides long. It is a transcript of the gene ADAMTS18, whose product is annotated as ADAM metallopeptidase with thrombospondin type 1 motif 18. The record is from RefSeq and is a predicted model, not a curated record. Bases 174 to 3899 code for a protein of 1241 amino acids. The transcript is spliced from 23 exons. Gene Ontology annotation, cellular component: extracellular matrix. Gene Ontology annotation, molecular function: metalloendopeptidase activity. Lineage: Eukaryota; Metazoa; Chordata; Amphibia; Anura; Pelobatidae. Gene Ontology annotation, biological process: proteolysis; extracellular matrix organization.
UGGAGCUGGGAUUUCACUAUGACUGAGAUUCCCUCUCUCUCCUCUGUGUCUGUCUUUGUUACAUUGCAUUCACUGUAUCUCUAAACACAGGAAAACUCAAGGCUUUGAAUCCAAGAAUGCCAUCAAUUUCAGCAUGCUGACGAUAUGCUGUCUGUGUCCUUUUUGCAACAGAUAUGAUAUCACAUUCCUUGCAGAAGAUGGAUUACUUGGUACUGUUUAUGUGGACUUUACCUGUCACGUUACUCAAGUGUACCUCCAUGCAAUUUUUGACAAUCCUAUGGAUUGGAUGCUUAGACAAGACUUUUCAACUCUGCUGCCUCUAUUGUGUGUCAUUCGCAGCAUCCUUAAACGGUGAUGGCGAAAUUGGCGGUUUAAAUCACGAUUAUAUCUUUGUAACACCUAUUGAAGUGGACUCCAAUGGAGCUUACAUUUCGCAUGAUACUUUGCACAGUAGCAGGAAAAGAAGAUCAACAAAAAGUUCGAAGAUUUCGCUACACUAUAGAAUCUCAGCGUUCGGCCAGGAACUUCAUUUGGAACUGCAGUCUUCAUCUGUUGUAUCGAAAGAUUUUGCUGUGCAAAUUUUUGAUAAAGAUGGAUUUUCAGCAGAUGUGGAGCAGAACUUGGAUCAAUGCUUCUAUCAAGGAUUUAUCAGAGGUCAUACAAAUUCGUCUGUGGCCAUAUCUACAUGUGUGGGCAUGUCAGGUUUACUAAGGACAAGUACAAAUGAAUUUUUUAUAUCACCGCUGCCUCAGCACCUUGCAGAAGAACACAACUUCACAGCACCAGAAGGGCAUCAUCCUCACGUACUAUACAAAAGGUCAGCGGAGACCAAAAUAAAUCGUGGCAAGCCAUAUUCUCUUUCUGACUCUAUGGAUCAGAUUUAUUGGCCCAACAGUAGGCAUACUUCUAUUAAGGAAUCUUCUCAAAGUGGAAAUAUUCAUAACCAACAUUUUUGUGGAAGACGUAAAAAAUAUUCACCCACAGUAAACACGAAUGACAAAUACAUCCCACCAGAUGAAUAUGCACCCCCAACAAGAACCAAGCGAUCUGCUGCCAAAUCCCAACAUUUGGGUAGUUUGGUUGUUGAAACAUUAGUUGUGGCUGACAAAAAAAUGGUGGAAAAACAUGGGAAAGAAAGUGUAACUACGUACAUUCUGACAGUUAUGAACAUGGUAUCUAGUCUUUUCAAAGAUGGAACAAUUGGCUCUGAUAUUAAUAUUGUAGUUGUGAGUCUUCUGCUUUUGGAAGAAGAUCCAUCCGGACUGGUAAUCAAUCACCACGCUGAUCAAUCGUUAAACAACUUUUGUCAGUGGCAAUCACUUCAUACCGGAAAAAAUGGCAAAAGACAUGACCAUGCCAUACUGUUAACUGGAUUAGAUAUCUGUUCGUGGAAGAAUGAACCCUGUGAUACUUUAGGUUUUGCACCUAUUAAUGGUAUGUGCAGCAAGUAUCGAAGCUGCACCAUUAAUGAAGAUUCCGGCUUAGGGUUAGCAUUUACAAUUGCUCAUGAAUCUGGUCACAACUUUGGAAUGGUCCAUGAUGGUGAGGGAAAUGCCUGUAGGAAGGCCGAAGGCAAUAUUAUGUCUCCUACUCUAACUGGGAACAAUGGUGUCUUCUCCUGGUCGGCUUGCAGCAGACAGUAUCUGAAACAAUUUCUCAGCACAGCUCAAUCCUCCUGCCUUGUUGAUGAGCCAAAACAAGUGGGACAUUUUAAGUAUCCGGAGCAACUUCCUGGGCAGAUAUACGAUGCAGAUACUCAGUGUAAAUGGCAAUUUGGAUCAAAAGCAAAACAAUGCAGCUUGACAUUUGUAAAGGACAUAUGCAAGUCACUUUGGUGCCACAAAACAGGCCACCGAUGUGAGACAAAGUUCAUGCCAGCAGCUGAAGGCACUACUUGUGGAGUAAAUAUGUGGUGUAGAAGAGGAUUAUGUGUUAGAUUUGGAGAGCAUGGUCCAAGAGCAGUUAAUGGUGGAUGGUCAGAUUGGUCGUCAUGGUCAGACUGCUCCAGGAAUUGUGGCGGUGGUGUUAUGUAUCAGGAGAGGCACUGUACCAAUCCAAAACCACAGUAUGGAGGUAAAUUUUGCCAGGGGUUGAGUCGUAUUUACCAACUUUGCAAUACCCAUGCCUGCCCUCCCAGUACUCUUGAUUUCCGUGCCCAACAGUGUGCUGAAUACAACAGCAAGCCAUUCAGGGGGUGGUAUUACAAAUGGAAGCCAUACACUAAAGUUGAAGAAGAAAAUAUCUGUAAACUCUACUGCACAACAGAAGAUUUCGACUUUUUCUUUGCACUAUCCAACAAAGUCAAGGAUGGAACCCCAUGUUCUCCAAAUGGAAAUGAUGUCUGCAUUGAUGGAAGUUGUGAGCUUGUAGGGUGUGAUUAUAUUCUUGGAUCAAAAGCAAGUCUGGAUGCCUGCGGGAUUUGUAAAGGUGACAACUCGACAUGUACAUUUUACAGAGGGCAGUAUCUCAACCAUCAUAAAACUAAUGAGUAUUAUUCCAUUGUGACUGUACCAGCAGGAGCAAGAAGUAUCCACCUUUACGAACUUGAGACUUCAACAAGCUACUUUGCAGUUCGUAACCUAAAUAAAAAGUAUUACCUAACAGGAGACUGGACCAUUGAUUGGCCUGGAAAGUUUUUCUUUGCAGGCACUGUUUUUAACUAUCAACGAUCUUACCAACAACCUGAAAGCCUAUAUGCAGCCGGACCACUAAAUGAAACACUAGUCUUGGAGAUCCUGUACCAAGGGAAGAAUCCCGGUAUUGCAUGGGAGUAUACCUUACCCACAUCUGCAAAUGAAAACCCUUCAACAAAGAAAACAGUUUUUUCCUGGGUACCGUUGUACACAGAGUGUUCUACAACAUGUGGAGGAGGUUACAUGACUGCAAAAUUGGUUUGCCUUCAAGAUCUCCGUGUUCAAGUGAAUUCCACUUUGUGCGGACCAUGGACCAAAAAUCUCCUUCCUCCAAAAAUAUGUAAUAUUCACCCAUGUCCAGCAUACUGGAGAACAGGUGAGUGGAAUCCAUGCAGUGCUUCAUGUGGUGGUGGUGAACAGACACGUCAAAUUCAGUGUGUCCAAAAAACGGAAACAAAUACUGAGGAGUUGGUCAGCCACUCACACUGUCCCGUAAGCACUCCUACCCAAGUGCAGACCUGCAAUAUCCAAGACUGCCCAGCAGAGUGGAGCACAGGACCCUGGUCUGAGUGUUCUAAAACCUGUGGAAGGGGGAUUAACAAACGUGAAGUUUAUUGCAAAAGUGUGAGCUCAGGAAAGUACAAAGUACUACAAGAAAAUCUGUGCCCUGUGGAAGGGAAGCCUGAACCCAUCCAGAGCUGUAUAUUAACACGUUGCCAAAAAAGUGACAAACUUCAGUGGGUGAUUUCAGCAUGGUCUGAGUGUUCGACAACAUGUGGUCCUGGGAUUAAAAAACGUGAACUCAAAUGUGGUGAAAAGGAUAAUCAUGGCAAAUUAAUCACGUUCCCACAAAGAAGAUGCCGUAGCCUCUCAAAAGUGAAUAUAGCACUUGAGCAGACAUGUAACAACAGCCCAUGCCCAGUAGAAACAUCUCACAAUGUGUAUAAUGGAUGGCAUGCUUCACCGUGGCACCAGUGUUCUGUGACAUGCGGUGGAGGUGUACAAGUCAGGAACGUUCAAUGUCUUCGUCAGGGAAGACCAGCCUCUGGAUGUUUGCCACAUCUGAAACCUAUCACAUCACAAGCUUGUAACACAAACUUUUGUCCAUCUUCUGGAACAAAAGAAGAUUCAUCUUGUGUUGAUUACUUCACCUGGUGUUCACUGGUCCCUCAGCAUGGAGUCUGCAAUCACAAAUUCUAUGGAAAACAAUGUUGUAAAUCAUGUACGAGAAAGAAAAACUAUGGUGAUCCUCUGAACUUUCAUUGACAGCACGUUCCUUGAGUCUUUAAUGCAUACAUUUCCUCUGAUACUGAUAACCGUAGAUCAAGAAUUCCUCUUUGAUCUAACUGCUGAAGAAUGAACACUAUGAUGGAAAUCAGCAGAUCUUAUCAGAAUUUAAUGAAUGUUUCCAGUUACAUUUUGGAUUAAUUUAUACUGGACGGAAAUUGCAUUUUGAGCUCUCCAUUUAGGAAAAACAGGUGACCAGUGUGCAUAUUCUGAGCCAUCAUACAAUACAUACUGUGACAAUAUAGCACUUGUUAACUGAAACUAACUUUUAUAUAUUUUUUCUAAAAAAAUAUAUAAAUUCAUUUUUUCAAAUGGAUUUAUACUUUUUUGCAGAUCUGAACAAUUAUGUUAUUAAAAAAAAAUUCAGCUAAAGCUAUAUAAAAAUGUAACACUACUAGGAAACAUCUACUUUAUAGGAAAUUGCUGGUGUGAUGAUUAGAUGUUUGACUGCACAAAGGAGAAAUGUUGAGUCAAAGCAGUCCAACCUUUUUAACGGGGUAGAGCAUAUUUUUUUGAUAAUCACAAUAAUUUGGUCUUCAAAAAUGAAAUCUUCAAUAAUGAAAGCAUUGGAGAUCUCAGGCAGGCCUGAGUCCUUCAAAGAGGUUGAAGAACAUCGGAUGGCCAAGUUCUGGAGUUUACUAUGGCCAAAACCCUACAAUUAUAAAAACCAUAAAAUUACCAUAAUAUACAGAAUGCUUGAUUUUCUUCUUGUUCUUCUUAAGACUUUACUUGAACUCUGUGAACUGGAAAAUCAGACUCAUGAUUAGAAGACAAUCAUUCUUCAUGCAUUCUGGAAAUGAGUAUGCAGGGUGGAUAUUUCCAAAGCCAGUUGAAACAAAUAUCAGCAAUAUUGCAUUUUGGAUAUUGUGACACAAAGUGAUAACCAGAAAAAAAUUAAACAAGAAUAGCUAUUUACAAAACACAGGUGCUUUUUAAUUUACUUGCUGCUGGAAAAGCAAGGUUCUAUUAUGUGUCAUUACAAUUGUUUGUUGAGAGAACCCUUUUUUGUUAUUCUCUAUUGUAUUAUAA